Molecule: messenger RNA, 2107 nt
Organism: Labrus mixtus (cuckoo wrasse)
Lineage: Eukaryota; Metazoa; Chordata; Actinopteri; Labriformes; Labridae
Gene: ctsf
Product: cathepsin F
Exons: 14
Coding region: 163-1590 (475 amino acids)
Cellular component (GO): lysosome
Molecular function (GO): cysteine-type endopeptidase inhibitor activity; cysteine-type endopeptidase activity
Source: RefSeq, a predicted model, not a curated record
UCCCACUGCCUGUUGUUUGACAACAACAUUGUGCUGUGGCCGCAGCUGAGAGGACACCAUAUCUAUUUGUACUGUGCGGAAAACAAACACUCGCCUUUUUAACCGAGAAAGAAACGUUAACCAGCCUCUUUUCUUUAUCGGCGACCCAGUAGUGGUACGAACAUGAGGACGGGGUUCGGCUCUCCGGUAGUCUUUUGGCUAGCAUUGGCCGCCGUGCUCGGUUUGGUACUCGGGAUUAAUGAGGACAUCGACCGGCCUCUAUUCGGGCCUCCGGGCUCUCCCAUCAGGCUGCAUGAAUCCGACCAAGGACUGAAGAAGGCUUUACAUUUUGCCGAGGAGCGCUACAACCGGGGCUCCAACGCGAUGCACCUCCGCAAAGUGAGCCGGCUUAUCUCAGCCACCAAACAGCUGGUCAAGGGUAUCCGCUACAAUAUAACAGUGGAAUUAAGUAACACUCAAUGUAAGAAGGCCACCAUGCUCAGGACAUGUGACUUUUAUCCCGAGUCACAGAAACUCAAGACUGAGGUGUGUGUUUUCGAAGUGUGGGACAUUCCCUGGCAGGGCACUUCCACUCUGCUCAAACAGAAAUGUCAGCCUAAAGUUUACCUUACACAAGAAGAGACCAACAGUGUCGUGGCUGAAUCUACCAGCUCGCUUUUUGAGCAGGAGUCUGUGGAGCUGUUGGGAAAGUUUAAAGAGUUCAUGGUGAAAUACAACAAGGUCUACAGCAGUGAGGAGGAGACAAACCGUCGCUUGCGUAUCUUCCAUGAGAACAUGAAGACAGCAGAAACGGUUCAGUCAUUGGAUCAAGGCUCAGCGGAGUAUGGAGUCACCAAGUUCAGCGACCUAACUGAGGAAGAGUUUCGCUCCACGUACCUGAACCAGCUGCUGAGUCAGUGGACUCUUCAUCGCCCUUUGAAACUGGCUUCACCUGCCCGUAACCCCGCCCCUGCCGACUGGGACUGGAGGGAUCAUGGAGCCGUUAGCUCUGUUAAAAACCAGGGUAUGUGUGGAUCCUGCUGGGCAUUUUCUGUUACGGGUAACAUCGAAGGCCAGUGGUUCCUAAAGAAUGGCUCCUUAAUCGCUCUCUCAGAACAAGAGCUGGUUGAUUGUGAUGGACUGGACCAGGCAUGCAAAGGGGGGCUGCCGUCAAAUGCUUAUGAAGCGAUUGAAAAGCUGGGUGGUCUGGAGACUGAGUCAGACUACUCCUACACUGGACGCAAACAAAAAUGUGACUUCACCGACAGGAAGGUGGCAGCUUACAUAAACAGCUCUGUGGAGCUGUCCAAAGAUGAGGAGGAAAUCGCAGCCUGGCUGGCUGAGAAUGGACCGGUCUCUGUGGCUUUGAACGCCUUUGCCAUGCAGUUCUACAGGAAAGGUGUGUCUCACCCUCUGAAGAUUUUCUGCAACCCCUGGAUGAUCGACCACGCUGUGCUGCUCGUGGGAUACGGAGAGCGUAAAGGAACUCCAUUUUGGGCCAUCAAAAACAGCUGGGGAGAGGAUUAUGGAGAACAGGGUUACUACAAUCUGUACAGGGGUUCCAAUGCGUGUGGGAUCAACACGAUGUGCUCAUCUGCUGUUGUCGACUAAAAAACUCGCACCUUAUAUUGACAGAGACAUACAGUACACACACACACACAAGGACACACACCAUCAUACUAAAGCUGACUCCACAUUUACACUACUCUCUAACACACAUUUGAUCCAGACAGCAACGAGAUCACAACCAAACACACCAGGCUAGUCCUCAUGUUCAUAUUUCACACCACCAGUGUUUAACUGCUGAGUUUGCAGACAUGUUUUUAGUAGAUUUUACUCCUGCAUCUCUUUCCGUUAGCCCAGCAGGUGUAAAUGGUUGCUGUGUUUUAAUUCAUUGUAUGACCUCAUCUUACCCCAAAAGUUACAGUUUCCUCAUACAAAUGAAUAUUGUGCACUAACCGUAGUUACUAACUGUUUUUGUGUACAUGCUAUCUAGUAUUAAAGAGGACUUUUGAUGUUUGGGGGUUUUAUUGUUUAGCACAUGACUACAUAAAUGCACUGUGAUUCUAAAGACUGCUGUGAGACGGUGAGAAAUGAAUGAAGAUUAAAUAAAGGACUUCAGGAAUCA